Salvia miltiorrhiza (redroot sage) is the source of this 3737-nucleotide messenger RNA. RefSeq names its product probable LRR receptor-like serine/threonine-protein kinase At3g47570. The coding region runs from base 1 to 3312 and encodes 1103 amino acids. Gene Ontology annotation, molecular function: protein binding; protein kinase activity; ATP binding. The transcript has 6 exons. Gene Ontology annotation, biological process: protein phosphorylation. NCBI's taxonomy places the organism in Eukaryota, Viridiplantae, Streptophyta, Magnoliopsida, Lamiales, Lamiaceae. The record is from RefSeq and is a predicted model, not a curated record.
AUGGAGAAAAACAUUUCUUGCAUUUUGCAGUAUGCAUUCCUAAUUACCAUAACCUUCCCAAUGAUUUCUUCUGAAGCCAAACAACCUAUGAGCCUCGCAACUGAUCAAACUGCCCUUCUUUCACUCAAACAUAGAUCUCUUUUACUUGCAACUAAUUGGACCAACUCGAGCUCCGUCUGCAGCUGGAUUGGCGUCACUUGCAGCUUGCGCCACCACAGAGUAGCUGCCUUGAAUCUCUCCAACAUGGCUCUCUCCGGCACCAUUCCACCACAGCUCGGACACCUCUCCUUCCUCGUCUCCCUCGACCUCUCCAACAACCUUUUCUAUGGAGAUUUGCCACAGGAACUGUCUCUCCUUCGCCGUUUGAAGUUCAUAUCUUUCCGACUCAACAACUUCACUGGAGACAUCCCUCCGAUGUUGGGUCAGUUACCAAAAUUAGAGCACUUGAAUUUACGCAACAACAACUUCAUAGGUUCCAUCCCAAAAUCGCUCUCAAACCUCACAAACCUACGAUUUCUUGACUUAACUUCCAAUUCUCUGAGUGGAGAAAUUCCAAAAGAGUUGGGAAGACUUCAAAGUCUACAAACUCUGUAUGUUCGUUCUAAUCAUCUCUCCAAUGUUAUACCAUCAGCCAUAUUCAACAUAUCGACCCUUGUAGUUAUAGCAUUGAGAGACAAUGAACUGAGCGGAAGUCUUCCAACAAACAUUUGCAGUAAUCUUCCAUUUCUUGCUGAGCUUGGUCUUUCUUUCAAUCAGCUGAGUGGUGUGAUUCCCACAAAUCUAUCCCAAUGUUCACGGCUUGAGGUGUUGAGCCUCUCUUACAACUCUUUUAGUGGGGAGAUACCUUCAGAAAUUGGCUACUUAACAUCUCUUCUGUAUUUAGCUCUUGGAGCUAACAAUUUGAAUGGAAUACUACCACAUGAGAUUGGCCAUCUUCAAAGUCUGGUUACUUUUGGUGCUGGACCGAAUGAGAUUGCGGGCUCAAUUGAUUUCAAUAUUUUCAUGAAUAUGUCUUCUCUGCAAACCUUAGUACUAGCGCGUAACAAAUUCACGGGAAACCUUUCGAGGAAUAUUGGGAAUAUUACCAUGCUAACAGAGUUACAACUCCAGGAAAACCAUUUUACAGGGCUUAUUCCCACUGAAUUUGGCCAACUUUACCAUUUGGAGAGAUUAUCAUUAUCAUGGAACACCUUGAGUGGUUCGAUUGCAAUGCUUUGUCGGGGGUUCUUCCAACCCAUUUAUGCUUCCAACCCAUUUAUGCCAUGUGGUUAUAUACCUACUCAUCUCGGCAACCUAAGACUUCUUCAAACUCUUCAACUGUUCAGCAACAAUCUUACCCAGGCACCAUCUUCUUCCUUCAUUACGUCAUUGACAAAUUGCAGGUCUCUAACUCUUUUGUCAAUUGAUAAUAAUCCUCUAAAUGGUGUCAUUCCAGCUUCUAUCGGGAACUUAUCUUCCUCACUUCGAACAUUCACUGCCGGCAAUUCCAAAUUCAGUGGAAACAUUCCCGUUCAAAUAGGCAAUCUAAGCAAUUUGAUGGCAUUGUCUUUGAAAGCAAAUGAGUUAUCUGGUAAUAUUCUACUAACUAUAAGCCAUUUGCAUGAACUUCAAGGAUUAGAUCUGUCUAAUAACAUGUUGGGAGGCUCAAUACCACAUGCUAUAUGUGAUCUAUUCAACCUCAAUACUUUAGAUAUGAGCAAGAAUCAAUUUUCAGGCCAAAUUCCUAAAUGUCUGGGAAAUAUCUCUUCUUUAAGAAAACUUUAUCUAGACUCCAACAUUUUGAAUUCAAGCAUACCAUCAAGCUUAUGGGGCCUAAAAGAUUUGAUCAAUCUAGACUUGUCCUCAAAUUCAUUGAAUGGGUCACUACCUCUAGAGAUGAAUAACUUAGGAGCAGCGAUCUAUAUAAAUCUAGCGAUGAAUCAGUUGUCAGGGUCAAUUCCGAGCAUUAUCGGAAAGUUGCAGAAUGUGGUUAAUCUGUCUUUGGCAAAUAAUAGACUAGAAGGUUCUAUUCCUGUGUCUAUGGGAAGCAUGAUCAGUUUGGUAAAUCUCGACUUGUCGUACAACAACCUCUCUGGUUCAAUUCCAAAAUCUUUAGAAGCACUUCAAGACCUCGACUACUUUAAUGUCUCUUUCAAUAGUUUAAGUGGAGAAAUUCCUAAUGGAGGUUCUUUUAGAAACUUCACUAUAGAUUCUUUUAAGGGUAAUGAGGCAUUGUGUGGAAUCCCCAAGUUCCAUGUCCAAAUUUGUUCUUCAAUUUAUAAUCACAGAUCAAAGAGAAAGAAGGUGGAACAAGCUCCAUUUAUUAUUUUCGGGGUUGUGGCUUUCAUCUCAGUUGUUUCUUUGGCCUUUAUAAUUGUCAGAUACAAAAGGAAAGAUAAGAGGACUAGAGAAGUUGAUGAGUUGGUAUUUAUUGUGCCGGAAAGAAUCUCUUAUUAUGAACUGCUACAAGCAACGGAAAGAUUCGAUGAAAGCAAUUUACUUGGCACUGGGAGUUCUUGCUAUGUUUAUAAAGGAAUUCUUAACAAUGGGAAGGAUAUCGUUGUCAAGGUGUUCAAUAUGCAGCUAGAAGGUAUUUCAAGAAUAUUCGAUGUCGAAUGUGAGAUACUACGUAGCAUUCGACACAGGAAUCUGACAAGUGUCAUAAGCAGUUGCUCCAAUGAAGAGUUCAAGGCAUUAGUACUUGAAUAUAUGCCAAAGGGAAACCUUGAAAAAUGGUUAUAUUCCCACAACUAUUGCUUGAAUAUGAUGGAAAGAUUGAAUAUAAUGAUUGAUGUUGCAUCUGCUUUGGAGUAUCUUCACCACGGUUAUUCAAUGCCCAUUGUCCACAGCGACUUGAAGCCUAGUAAUGUGCUGUUAGAUGAAGACAUGGUUGCCCAUGUAAGCGACUUUGGGAUAGCAAAGUUGUUAUGCGAUGGAGAUGGCUUUGCGUUAACCAACACGCUAGCAACAUUUGGUUACAUCGCUCCAGAGUAUGGCUUGGAAGGGCUAGUUUCAACAAGGUGUGAUGUGUAUAGCUACGGGGUGAUGUUGAUUGAAACUUUUACGAGAAAAAGGCCUAGGGAUGAUAUGUUUUGCGGAGAUAUGAGCUUAAAGAGAUGGGUAGAACUCUCACUUUCGGAGUUCCCAGAUGAAGUGAUAGAUACCAACUUAGUCAUGAAUUUGGAGGAAGAAAUGAUUGACAAGAAUAUGCAGUGUGUAUCAUCCAUACUUGAAUUGGCUCUGAAAUGCUCUGUGGACUCUCCUGGGGAUAGAAUCAACAUGAAACAAGCACAUGCAGAGUUGCAAAAAAUCAAACAUCGAUUUUCCCAAUGAGAUUGAAGUAAGCUAUUUCAAAGUUCUAUGUUAUUUCUAAGAUAAUAUUGUUCUAUUACGAUUUACUUAUUUUCCCAAUAAUAUUCGUGUUUCACAUAUCUUUCGUGAAGGGAACCAAGUUGCUGACAUUAUGGCAAAUCCAAAUACUCCGACUGGUUGGUGGAAUCAUGCUAUUCCCUUGAUUGAGGAAGUCGUUCAAAAGGAUAUUUAUAUCCCAAAUUUCUAUCGCAAAGUUAGCUAAUGAUGUCUUCUUCAUUUGGUGGCUUUGAUGAGGCAUGUAGUGUUGAAGAUUUUGAAGAGGCAGCAGAUGCUAAUUGGGGUGAGGCAUUGGAUAUUGGUGAGGUGGAUGUCAUAAAGAAUAGAAAAUUUGGCUUGGUCCUUUUGUUGGUUUAUGCUGUCAUUGUUAGUUUGUUCUUCUUGUUUAU